ACCUUCCUUCUCUCCGGAUUUACACAGAGGGAAGGAAGGUAGGCGCGUGCUCGGGUCCAGGUGCCUUCUCCCGCACAGGGAGGAGGGGGCCCUAACCCGGUGCUGCCAGGCGGAAGCGCCGCUGCCAUUGGUCCAGCGGCGGCCUUCACCUGCGCGGAGCCCCGCGGCCCCGAGCGCAAAGUCCGCGGCGCUGCGCCAAGGAGCCGGCGGCCGGCAGCCCAGGUGCGCCCACGCCCUCGGCCAGGCAGGAUGCCGCUGGGGCUGCGGGGAAAGAAGAAGGCCAAGUCCAAGGAGACCGCCCGGCUGGUGGAGGGCGAGCAGGCGGGCGCGGGCGUCGGGAGCCUCCCGGACCCCCCGGCUCCCGCGCGCAGGCUGGUCUUCCACACGCAGCUGGCGCACGGCAGCGCCACGGGCCGGGUGGAGGGUUUCUCCAGCAUCCGUGAGCUCUACGCCAGUAUCGCCGGCGUGUUCGAGAUCUCGCCGUCGGAGAUCUUAUAUUGUACUUUAAACACACCUAAAAUCGACAUGGAAAAACUCCUAGGAGGGCAAUUAGGUCUUGAAGAUUUCAUAUUUGCCCAUGUGAAAGCUAAAAAAGAAGUGAAUGUGUAUAAAUCUGAAGAUUCACUUGGACUCACCAUCACAGAUAAUGGUGUUGGCUAUGCUUUUAUCAAGAGAAUUAAAGAUGGUAGCAUUAUUGACUCAGUUAAAACAAUCUGUGUGGGGGAUCAUAUUGAAUCCAUAAAUGGAGAAAAUAUCGUUGGGUGGCGUCAUUAUGAAGUUGCUAAGAAGUUAAAGGAAUUAAAAAAAGAGGAACUCUUUACCUUGAAGUUAAUAGAACCCAAGAAGGCAUUUGAAAUAGGACCAAGGUCAAAUGCUGGAAAGUCUUCAGCAGACAAAAUGGGAACUGCAAGAGGAACACUUCGUCUGAGAUCAAAAGGUCCUGCCACCGUGGAAGAAAUGCCCUCUGAAGUGAAAGCAAAGGCAAUCGAAAAGAUUGAUGAUCUUCUUGAACUAUACAUGGGUAUUCGAGAUAUUGACUUAGCUACCACAAUGUUUGAAGCUGGAAAGGACAAAAAUAAUCCAGAUGAAUUUGCCAUGGCACUUGAUGAAACUCUUGGAGACUUUGCAUUCCCAGAUGAAUUUGUCUUUGAUGUUUGGGGAGCCAUUGGUGAUGCCAAACAAGGAUGAUUAUGAUGUGAAUGUUCUCUCUCUGAAGAAAUGAACUAUUGUUCUUAAAAAACAAACCUGUAUAAGAACUCUUUUAGACACCUUUCUGAACUCUGGUUUGGUUUUAUGUGUAUGGAAUAAAGUCUGGAAUAUAAUUGGUAAUUUUGAUUUCUGAAUACUUUCUAUUGUAGUUGCUACCACAGUUUGUUUAAAUUACUUAAUAUGUGAUUGAUUUUAAUUUUCAUUCAGAAGUUUUAAAAAGAAAGAUUUAAGGAGUAUUUUCAUAUAAAUGCUUUUUCUCUCCAUUAGCACCCAUGUUUAGUUUUCCACAUUAAGAAAUUGAUUGCAAUAGCUUUGUAGAUUUUUUGUUGCAAAAUCUUAAUGUAAUGAUAAUUAAGAUAGUAUAAUUACCUCAUAACAUCUUCAUUUUGUUAUACAAGCUCAAAUAGAAUAUAUUCUGAAAAUGAAAUGUGAAUUAUGCCUACUGUAGGUCUAGAAGUAUUGUUUUUUAUCCACUGAGUGAGGUAAGAUUCCUUUGGUGUUUUCUAUGACAUACUUUCUUUCUUUGUGAAACAAAGAUUCAUUUUCUUUUUUGCUUUUGUGUAAUUGCUCUUAAAACUUAUAGUUGAGUCUAUUGCUGUGUGUACACAUUUGCAUGGAUGAAAGAGGCAGGAGGGUAGAAGCACUUGUAUUUGAUUUUUUUUUUCAGUUCUUAAAAUGUUAUUCCUUUUUUUCCACCUAUAACUACUUUUAUGAUACCCUUUAUAAGCACUCCAGGGAAGGUUUUAUAUUCUAUGUGGCACUUUUCUUUUGAAAGAUAUUUACUCAGAAAAUCACUAUGUUUGAGAACUUUUUUGGGGGGAGGGUUAAGCAGCAAUCCUUUUCAGCAUCCUAAACUUUAGAGGAGAUAUCAGAAAUAGAUUUCCUCCAAGUAGAAAUAAAGGAGGAAGGGAGACUUGGGAAUGUAUUAGUCUAUUAUUUUAGAACUCUAACACACUGCCUCUAAACCUUACAUUAUUGAGGAAAUUGAGGGUAAACGACAAUCUUAUCACUCUUUUUUAACAUUUACUGAUGUAAGGGAAAUGGAAAUGAGUGGUUUCAACAUAUAUCAUUUAAAAAGGCAGAGCAUGGUGUGACCAAAUGUUCUUCUAAAGUGUUGGAUGAGAAAUGCUGUGUGCUGUCACAGUAAUCAGAAAUAAUCCCCUUUGAAGGAGGCAUUCUAGGAAAUCAGAAGUAGUGCCCUUUUCAUGCUGGGUUUUUGCUUAGAUAACUCUGUUGUUCUCUGGUAAAACUUUUCUUUUGCUGCCAUCCAUUCCCCUGUCACAUAAGUUUAAUGCUGUGAAGCUAAUGUUAAUCUGACAUAUACACAGAGCUGUUUUAGCCAUUAAUAUAUAACCAAAGUAGCUUAAAGAAUAUGGAUUGUUUUAUUGUUCUUGCCCAGCAUUUUAAGAUAGGAUCCAGCUUGGUCUGUAAUCUGUUAGUACUCGUUUAGCUUCUUUUGGAGGUUCCAAAAAUACCUAUCCAUCUUAGACAUAAAAAAAGCUGAUAUAUUUAGAAAUAGGAAAGUUAUUGUAUGAUUUUGGAGACCCAUAGAAACAUUUUAAACAACAAACACAUAAUUUCUUGGAACUAUAUGUUAGAUUUAAAAUUAUUCAUUGUUUUAUCAUUAUUAUUUCAAAAAGUUUUUUUUGAGACAAGACUUGCUGCAUUGUGCAAGAUGAACUUGAACUUGUGGUUUCCAAGAGAUCCUACUGUCUCAGCCUCUGAAUAGCUGAGACUUAUAGGUGCAUGUCACCAUGUUCCACUGAUUUAUUGUCUAUUAUUGAUGAAUGUCAGUUUCACCUUUUUUGGGCAUGCAUGAAGUCUGAAACGUGAUGCUGUGGUUUAUGGGAUGUAUUUUUAGCAAUGAUAUUUUGAGAACUUUGAUGUGUAAGGUACAUCCAUGUACAGCUUAAUUAUUCUUAUCCCUGUUCAAAGGGACAUUGUACUUUUUGAGGACUUCAUCUGGGAUCAAGUGCUUUGUAUACUAAUGGAUUUUUCUUUGAAAUGUUCUUAACUCUUACAUCUAUUGAUAACAAGGUCAUCUUUUAUGUCAUUUUGUACCUAUACCUGAAAAUACAUCUAUUUGUGAACUUUGUAUCUUUUUGCAAUUCACAGUGCAGAAAAAGUAAUAGAGUGUAUUUUUAGUGCAGUCACAUAAGUUGUGGGCUACUCUGCUGCUGCUGCUAUGCUGGGCAAAUCUUUUUUUUGAAACAUUCAUUUAAUUAGUACCACUAGGCAUUUUCAGGACUCUCAUUUUCUCUUGUUCUAUAGUUUUUUUUUUUUUUGAUGAAGGAUGGUUAUUUUAUUUGUUCAUGAGUUCCUCUCAUGCAAGACAGCAUCUUCUCUUAGUGGCCACUAAGAGCACACAAUGUAUUUUCUUUGAUUGUGGCAGAAAAUAUGGAUGAUGAUUGAACAGACCCUUGAACAUAGCUGGGUCCUGAUCAGAUGUGCACAUUGUGAUGAUUACAGAUGGAUGUAUUUUGGGCUUUUGUGAUGUUUCAAAAACAUAAUUAUAUAAUUUCAUGAUGUGGAACUUUACAAAUUCAAUUAUAAAAACAGUAAUCUGUUAGCCUCUGGAGCUGCUAUAUCCAAUAUUAUAAUGUGACUGAAAAUGAAAAAGAGAACAAUCCUCCCAAUGAUAUACAAUUUGCAAUGUUCCCUCUCUAAUUUGAGCAAAUAGACGUUUUCCAAGGAAAGUACACUUCAUGAGUCCCGUGUUAUUGCUCGUCUCCUUGGUCUCCUGUGGUUAUUAUUGCCUAUCUAGAAUUGUCAUAUUUGCUAAAUGAAUUUCAUUUGCAAAAUGGAGUUUUCAACAUAAUGGUUCUUCUAAAUAGAGCACAGUCAUUCACCAAGAUGUAAAAGAUUGAUCAUAUAAUGGCUUUUUCACUCUCUGAUACAUCUAAAAAUAGAUACCAAUAGCUUUGUUAUUGUUCAGGUGGAGACAGUAGGUUAGAAGGCCAGUUAAAUGUUUUACCAAAGAUAUUAGUGACUAAAGAAAGAGGCAAAGAUAUUCGACUUGUGGUCCCAAGUUUAAUAGUGCCCUGUUUAAAAUACACAUUUAUUUUUCUGACACAGAUUGAAGGAGAUAUCAAAGUAAUUAAAAGCCCUUACAUAUAUCAUGAUUAUAAAAUGAUUCUUAAUUUGUGAAGUAUACAAAGUGGUACAGCUUGUCUCUAUGUUAUUAACUGAAAACUUAGUUCUAAGAAAUAACUCCAGGUUAUUAUCUGCUAAGAGGGUGGAAGUUAAAUAAGACAUCCUUAUUUCAAUUGGAGAUAGUAAGUCUCCAUAAGACUUAGAUAUAGCUGUAGGUAUUUUUAAAGUAGUAACAAAAUGAAGAAAUUAUAAAAUAUUUCUAAAGAUUGUUUUGAUUUAUUGUUUAAUAUUCUGAACCAUUUGUGCCAUACAAUAGUAUAGGUAAAAUAUUCUAUUUUUUUGG
Molecule: messenger RNA, 4645 nt
Organism: Sciurus carolinensis (gray squirrel)
Lineage: Eukaryota; Metazoa; Chordata; Mammalia; Rodentia; Sciuridae
Gene: Gipc2
Product: GIPC PDZ domain containing family member 2
Molecular function (GO): protein binding
Source: RefSeq, a predicted model, not a curated record